Molecule: messenger RNA, 2611 nt
Organism: Chaetomium fimeti
Lineage: Eukaryota; Fungi; Ascomycota; Sordariomycetes; Sordariales; Chaetomiaceae
Product: P-loop containing nucleoside triphosphate hydrolase protein
Exons: 1
Coding region: 137-2464 (775 amino acids)
Cellular component (GO): nucleus
Molecular function (GO): ATP binding; nucleic acid binding
Source: RefSeq, a predicted model, not a curated record
AGUAUGGAUGCAGGAAGCUUGAUUGCCAGAACUUUCUCAACUUUCUUUACUUUUUUUGCCCGAGGAAGACAUUUCGGGAUCCGGUGCGAGGACAACUAUUAAGGGGAUAUUUUUAAAUUCCCUCUCGGUUUACAGAAUGUAUAACCGGUACAUCCCUCCUACCAAGGAGAAGCAAUCGCGCAUUAGACCACAAACAACAUCGGCUGCAUCCGACCAUCCAUACGGUCGCUCCACCCGCGGCCAGACACCCGCAGAACCAUCACAGCGCCCCCCCACGCAACAACCACAGCGCAUUGUCUUUGACGAUGCCGACCUUCCGCCGAUUGACGACAGCAAUAGAAAGCAGUCAUUAGACGAAGAAAUUGCGAGCAGGGCCGGGGACAAGAAACCAAAGAAGUCGAAGUCGAAAAAGAGCAAGGAUGACACCGAAGACGGAGCUAUUGUGGCGGAACGAGAACCGAAACGGGAAAAGAAGAAAAUGAGGAAACGAGAAGACAAACCCGAUGUUGAGAUGGUCGACGGCGAUGAUGACCGCAUCCGCAGGAGGCAUAAGUCGGUUUUUGACAAGGUGCAAAAGUCAUUGCAGACUAAGGAUGACGUUGAGGAUGCCAGCGAGGAGGAAGCCGCUGAACCGGAGGUGGAACACGACCUCGAGCCGCUCCCUCAGCCGGAACCCGUUAUAUUUGACGAGUCAAAGUUGACAUACGAGACCCUGCCACCAUGGCUUGCCUCCCCGGUACGCGUGGGCCCCGACAUAACGCGGCCGUUUACCGAGUUGGGGAUCGCCCCGGAAUCAUCCAAGGUUCUCGAGACCAAGGGCUUGAAGGACGCUUUUGCCGUCCAGACCGCCGUGCUCCCUCUCUUGUUACCCUCUCCCGACAGGCAGGGUGAUGUGGUCGUCGCAGCCCCAACCGGAUCCGGAAAGACGCUAUCGUAUGUGCUGCCGAUGGUCCACGACGUCAGCAAAAGCCGCGUUACUAGGCUACGGGCACUCAUUGUCCUGCCGACAAGAGACCUCGUCCAACAGGUGCAGCUCGCGUUCGAAGCAUGCACGGCCGCCUUUGCAGUCAACGGGGGCAAGAGGGUCAAGAUUGGGACGGCAAUGGGUAACAGGGUGUUCAAGGAGGAACAGUCCGUCAUCAUGGGGGAGGAGCAGAGAUACGACCCCGAGGGGUACAAACGGUAUCUACGAAAGCAGGACCAGAUCGUCAGUUGGGGGGACUCGGAAGACGAAGAAGAUGACCUGGAACUCGAACUCAAGCGCACCCAGCCGCUCCCUUUUCAUGUUAUCGACCACGUGUUCAAGGUCGACAUUCUCAUCUGCACCCCCGGCCGACUCGUAGAGCAUAUCGCCAAGACGCGAGGGUUCUCGCUCGACUACGUCCGCUGGCUAAUUGUUGACGAGGCCGAUAAACUGCUGACCCAGGAUUUUCAGCAGUGGCUGGAUAUUGUCAUGGAAAAGCUGAGCGUUGAGAAACCCGGUGCCCGCGACUUUCCCACCUCCAACAAGAGUGGGGUCCGGAAAGUCAUCCUUAGUGCGACGAUGACUCGAGACCUUAGUCUUUUGAACGGGCUGAAGCUGUCUAGGCCGAAACUUAUUGUCGUAGAAGGGACCAAGCCCGGCGAGCAGAACCUACCGUCCCUCCUCAAGGAAUUCGCCAUUAAGAUCCGCGAACCGAGCCUCAAGCCACUAUACCUAGUUGACUUGCUGCACAGCAAGCACAUGGCCGCCGUCAACUCGGACACUGCCGACGAAGCCACGGUAGAAUCCAAAAUCAGCGAUUCGGAGUCCUCUACAUCGGAGUCCUCUGCAUCAGAAUCCGACUCCGACAGUGAAUCCGACUCGUCUUCCUCCUCGGAUGACGAUGAGAGCGACGACGAACUCAAACCAAAAACCAAACAACCCACCCCCACCACUACCAACAAACCCACCCUUCCCACCACCGUCCUAAUCUUCACCAAAUCCAACGAAGCCGCCCUCCGCCUCUCGCGCCUGCUCGCCCUCCUCAGCCCCGACCUCGCCCCGCUCAUCGGCACGCUGACCUCGUCGACCAAGACCUCGCGCCGCGCCCGCACCCUGCGCGCCUUCGCCCAGGGCAAGCUGCGCGUCCUCGUCGCGUCGGAUCUCGUCUCCCGCGGCAUCGACCUGCUCAACCUCGAACACGUCGUCAACUACGACCUGCCCAUUAGCGAGACCUCGUACGUGCACCGCGUCGGCCGCACGGCGCGCGCGGGGAAGAGGGGCUGUGCGUGGACGUUGGUUGAACAUGCCGAGGCGAGAAGGUUCUGGAGGGAGUUUGCGGGUGAGGGGAAGGGGGCGGUGACGACGAUCGGGCGGGAGGGGUUGGUUGAGAGGGUGAGGGUUGGGGAGGGUGAGUUUGCGGAGGAGAGGGUGAAGGCCUAUGAGGGGGCGCUGGAGAGGUUGAGGGAGGAGGCGGCUGGUGGUAGGGAGGGGAGGAGGUAGCAUGUCGUGGGUGGUGGUGGUGGUGGUGGUGGUGGAUGUGUGGGUAGGGGUAUAGGGUCGAAUUACAUAUCUAUGGGGUUUGAGGGUUAGAAUAUUAUUAGUCUAUGGAAUCGACGUCACGGCUUCGGUACCUUUACCGCACCUGCC